AAUAGUUUAAAUUAAAGAAUGUAUCAAGAAAGAGGCCCACGGCCAAUAACCAGAGCUAGCAUUAAUAGUAGAAGCCAGAUGCGAACGAAAAAGGACUGGGAUGACAGGUUCUCUAUUGAGAGAAUGCCCCAGUAUAAUGCCCUAAGGGAUAAACAUUGCCAAGCUUACGUGAAUAUGAUCAAGAAGAAGUUCAAGAAACCCAAAAGAAUUCAAGGACAAACGGAACUAGCCCCUGGAAGGAUUAGGAAACGGAAAAUUCGUAAAACAGUAGAAGCAGGUGAAGAAAGAAGUGUCAGCAGGAGGAUCUCUAAAAGACCUCCUAAAGCAGGCCUCAGAAUUAAUAGAGCAACUAUUACUGAGGAGAUGGUUAAAAAUUUAGAAGAGGAUCUUCAUAAAUCCUGGGCUGAUUACAACAUUCCGCAGUAUCAUUCUGAAGUGUUUACUAAGUAUCUCAAGCUUCUGCAAAUGGAUUCUGCAGCAGCAAUGAUGGCAAAGGAAAUUGAGGAUCUCAAGAAAAAUAAGGCACCAAUCCAAAAAGUCUCUAUUGCAAUUAUAGCUAGAGAGAAUUGUCUCGAUGAAGUAAAACAAUUUGGAGAUCAUGGUAUUGAAGUUUUAGAAUCUUAUAUCACAAAAUGUACUCAUAAGCUACAUAGUCUCAGAAUGUUAUCUCUCAACGCUGUUGAGUGAAUUGUAAUCUGGAGAGAGCAGAUGCUGUAUGCAUAUAAUCAAUGUACUCCAAUGAACAAAAAUAAUCCUUCUCCUAAUAUUGCAUACCUUUGGGAUGGAACUAAUUACUUGGUGAAGAUGAAGUCAGAUACUGAUUUCCUCAGCGAGCAUGUUCUAUCAAAGUACUUUAAUUUCUCUGACAAGAAUGAUCCAUUCCUAGUUAUCCCAUCUGUAGCUCAUGCAGGUGUUGGUUUGAAGGGAUUAAAGAAAGGAAGAGCAAAGAAGCAGUUAAAACAUAAAUCAACGAGUGACAAAUUUGAAGUUCCUCUCGACAAUUCUUUAAUGCAAAGGAUCAAAGCAAGUGAAGUUAUCUUAGAAAAGGAAGUAAAAGAUACUGAAAGCGAGGCUGCCAGUCCGAUGAGUUCAAAGAAGCAAAUUUCUCCAUCAAAAGACAUUGAAAUGGAACCUGAAAACGCUGAGAACACAAAUCCAAACCAGAAGAAAGAAGGACAAAAGACCACUUCCGUACCUGCGCGGCAGAAUUUGUUUGAAAUUCGAAAACAGAAGAAAACUGAAACUGCUCCUUCUGCCCCUCAACCGCCUGCUAAUCCACCUACCGCCUCUGAACAGGCACUCACUACUGAAGACUCCAAGUUCGACUACGAACUUAUCCCCCUCGAUCUCUCCUCUUCUGCUGCUGCCUCCUUCCUACAGGACUACACACGCAAGAUAGACCCCAAAUUCAACGUGACUUACAAUACGCCUGAGUACAUUCUUGAGGAAUGUUUCAAAGGCAACAAUGCUCAGUGCUACAAGAUUAAUAAUAAAGAGACCUCAGAAGAAAUUGACGGAAUCCUUCUCUACAGUGGAGACUCACAUUUUGACCGAAUCAACCUGCACCAUAUCUCUACAGUUAAUAAGAAAGGAUUUGAACUGGCCAUGAAAGUGGUCAUUGAUCAUAUUUGGACUCAUGAGACUGUUAAAGAGAUCAGAAUUGGCCUCCAUCAUUAUGAUGAGGAAAAGAAUGGUAAAACCGUCAAAACAGUAGACCCUGAAAUGAAAGAAGCUAUGAAAAAGAAUAAGCUCAAGUGGAAGAAUAUCCUCAAUGUUAAAAAUGACAGAAUCCUUGUCAUGGGAUCUGUCAGGGAUAAAGCAGAUAUUACUAGGAAUGAACUUGAAGAUAUGCUAUCAGUAAAAUCGGCACUUUGUUAUUCAGUCUCGAAAGAGACUGUGAGACCUCAAAGUGCCAAGAGUAAUAGCUCAUUAUUUUUCAUUCCAAGUCUUUGACUGUCAAGCUUAAUAAAAUCAAAAAUAAAUACGAAUGAUGAGGAUCUUCCUAUUCACCAUAAGAGUUUGGUCGGAAUUUUGAAUAAGGUGAAGGAAAACAGAAUAGAUGCUUUUCCUAACACAGCAUGUAAUAAAGAUGCAGACGUUAUUAAAGCCAUUGAGCCUGCUAUAGCAAAUGAUAUCAAACUAGACCAACGGAUGAUUAAAGCUUCCCAAAAUGAAUACCAUUGAAAUGCCACCAAGGUUGAGGGAAAACUUCUCAGCAUUGAUUAUUGAACUUACUCUGUAACAUCUAAAAUCUACGCAUAUCUAAGGAUCAAAACUAAAGACAUGAUGUGCGUAAAGGCUCCAAAUAUUGACAGUGAAAUAUUCUUCAUGCCUGUUGGGAACAAAAGCGAGUUCGGAUUACUUGUCUUCAAAAGACCAUCAGAUAUUCAUUUCUCAACAUCAAUUGAGCUCUAUGAGUACUGAAAAGAUAUUACUUCUUCGAUGAGUGAAUCAGAAACUAAGUUCACCAGUGGGCUAUACCUUCCUUGAUUCAAGAAGGUGAUCCAGAACGAAAAAUUAGACUUCAUGCAUGGAUUAGAAGUAGAUGAAGAGGAGAAAACCUUGAUUUCAGAUACUGUCUUCAACUCAGAAGUGACUAUCCAAGGAAAGGUGCCAAAAAGGGCUGCCCUAAAGUUCAAACCUGAUGAUAACUCCUACAUAAUCCAAGAUGAUUAUAUCUUGGUUCUGACUCAUCCAUCUCUCGAAGAGGAUGCUAAAGUCCCGUUCAUCUGUGGAAUAGUAACUCAGGAUGACUGGAUUACUGCCUAAAAAGGCUUAAACUAUGAUAAAAUUUGAAAUCCUUACAUCUAAUAAU
Molecule: messenger RNA, 2815 nt
Organism: Moneuplotes crassus
Lineage: Eukaryota; Ciliophora; Spirotrichea; Euplotida; Euplotidae
Source: the annotation of a GenBank genome assembly